GCGACAAACUUUCGUCCCUCCCCUCGUUUCUCUUGCCAAUUUGAAGCGAUCCCAGUCUGGCCAGUAUUAGUACAAUAAUAGCGUCGCUCUAACUCAAACAGCUAAGUUUGGUUUGGAAUUUCAGAACUCGACACAACUUGGAACACUAGGUUUUCCAAAGUGCAAUCAAUUAAUGAAAAGAGCUGCAAUCGAGCCCGUUUCUUGGAGGCACUUGGGCGCACUCUGUUCAGGUUGGGUUGCCUUGAUACCGGAUUUUUGGAAUAAGUGACAUGGCGGGUGAGACAGUCAUACGGUCCCUGCUUUUCAAGUGCGUAGCCCUGCUGUGCCUUGGCCGCUACUUGUGUCAGAAGGACUGCACAGGGGUGGACUGUCCGCGGCUGAAGUACUGCAUCGAGGAGGUUCUGGAGCAAGACGCCUGCUGCUCCACGUGCCUGCAGACAGGCUGCAAGUGCGAGGGCUACCAGUAUUAUGACUGCGUCCAGGCAGGAUUUCAUAAUGGAAAAGUUCCUGAGGGGGAGUCCUACUUUGUGGACUUUGGAAGCACAGAAUGUUCCUGUCCCCAAGGUGGCGGCCGGAUCACGUGCCACUUUAUUCCUUGCCCCGAUGUCCCGGCCAACUGCAUAGAACUGUCGCAGCCGGCUGAUGGCUGUGCGCAGUGCAAGCGCAUUGGCUGCACCCGCCGGGGGCAGAAGUUCGAAGCGGGCCACACUUUCCAGAUGGAGCCAUGUCAGGUCUGCCACUGUCCCAACGAGGGUGGACCUCUCAUGUGCUACAACAUUCCCAACUGCGACCUGCUGCGAAUUCAGAAGCCUGUGCUGCCAACCCCCAGUGAGGACGAAGCACUUGAAGGCCGCUACAGUAACCCUUCCAUAUAUGACCACGAAGGCAAUGAAGAGCAUCUUUCUCAAGCACAUCGAAUUCCUCCUGAUGAGAACAUGCCACCUGCAGAAGAGGAACCUCAUCGAGCAGAUGAGGAAGACUAUGAUUACUUGCCUACAGAUAUGUCUUCGCAAGAUAUUUUGCCAACUGAGCCUUCUGUAGCUUGGGUGUCAAGUUCUGAAAAUCCUUCACUGCUGGACAGAUUUGAUAAAACUGUAAAGCAAGAGCUCAGAGAGAGAUUCGGAAGCCAUGAAGUAGAGGCGAGCAAAGAAAAGGCAACUGACAGUCUCCAGACGGUGAAUGAGGCCACCCCAGGGCUCCAGGAGACGUCAACUCAAGAUACAGUUUCAGAGACCCAAACUGGUCAACCAGUGGUUGAUUUAUUGAAAGUAAGGAACAAGGAAGGGAGUCUUGUUCUACUGAAAGUGAACACAGAACCUUCAAUCAUCAGUGAAAAAGAUGUAUUGUAUGUAGUAGACCAAGAACAUAAACACAGUCAUACUUUAUCUGAAGCUAACCAAGAACACAAAACUAUGCAUAGAGGUGAAGUGAAAGAAAUGCACAGUAAUGUCAGCAAGCAGGAUGUUUUGACUGAAGCUGACCUUGGACGCAAAACUAUGCAAAGAGGUCAUGUGCCGGAAUUGGAGAGUAAACAGUACAACAAAGAUGUUUUGUCUGAAGCUGAGCCCGGACACAAAACUACGCAAAGAGGUCAAGUGCAGGAAUUGGACAGUAACCGGAACAACAAACAUGUUUUGUCCGAAGCUGAGCCCGGACACAAAACUACGCAAAGAGGUCAAGUGCCGGAAUUGGACAGUAACCGGAACAACAAACAUGUUUUGUCCGAAGCUGAGCCAGGACACAAAACUACGCAAAGAGGUCAAGUGCAGGAAUUGGACAGUAACCGGAACAACAAACAUGUUUUGUCCGAAGCUGAGCCCGGCCGCAAAACUACGCAAAGAGGUCAAGUGCAGGAAUUGGACAGUAACCGGAACAACAAAGAUCUUUUGUCCGAAGCUGAGCCCGGACACAAAACUACGCAAAGAGGUCAAGUGCCGGAAUUGGACAGUAACCGGAACAACAAAGAUGUUUUGUCCGAAGCUGAGCCCGGCCGCAAAACUACGCAAAGAGGUCAAGUGCCGGAAUUGGACAGUAACCGGAACAACAAAGAUCUUUUGUCCGAAGCUGACCCCGGACACAAAACUACGCAAAGAGGUCAAGUGCCGGAAUUGGACAGUAACCGGAACAACAAAGAUGUUUUGUCCGAAGCUGAGCCCGGCCGCAAAACUACGCAAAGAGGUCAAGUGCAGGAAUUGGACAGUAACCGGAACAACAAAGAUGUUUUGUCCGAAGCUGACCCCGGACACAAAACUACGCAAAGAGGUCAAGUGCAGGAAUUGGACAGUAACCGGAAAAACAAAGAUGUUUUGUCCGAAGCUGACCCCGGACACAAAACUACGCAAAGAGGUCAAGUGCCGGAAUUGGACAGUAACCGGAACAACAAAGAUCUUUUGUCCAAAGCUGAGCCCGGCCGCAAAACUACGCAAAGAGGUCAAGUGCAGGAAUUGGACAGUAACCGGAACAACAAAGAUCUUUUGUCCGAAGCUGACCCCGGACACAAAACUACGCAAAGAGGUCAAGUGCCGGAAUUGGACAGUAACCGGAACAACAAAGAUCUUUUGUCCGAAGCUGAGCCUGGCCGCAAAACUACGCAAAGAGGUCAAGUGCCGGAAUUGGACAGUAACCGGAACAACAAAGAUCUUUUGUCCGAAGCUGACCCCGGACACAAAACUACGCAAAGAGGUCAAGUGCCGGAAUUGGACAGUAACCGGAACAACAAAGAUGUUUUGUCCGAAGCUGAGCCCGGCCGCAAAACUACGCAAAGAGGUCAAGUGCCGGAAUUGGGCAGUAACCGGAACAACAAAGAUGUUUUGUCCGAAGCUGAGCCCGGACACAAAACUACGCAAAGAGGUCAAGUGCCGGAAUUGGACAGUAACCGGAACAACAAACAUGUUUUGUCCGAAGCUGACCCAGGACACAAAACUACGCAAAGAGGUCAAGUACCGGAAUUGGACAGUAACCGGAACAACAAAGAUCUUUUGUCCGAAGCUGAGCCCGGACACAGAACUACGCAAAGAGGUCAAGUGCCGGAAUUGGACAGUAACCGGAACAACAAAGAUCUUUUGUCCGAAGCUGAGCCCGGCCACAAAACUACGCAAAGAGGUCAAGUGCAGGAAUUGGACAGUAACCGGAACAACAAAGAUGUUUUGUCCGAAGCUGAGCCCGGCCGCAAAACUACGCAAAGAGGUCAAGUGCCGGAAAUAGACAGUAACCUCAACGAAAAAGAUGUCUUGUCUGAAGCUGACCCCAGACACAAAGCUAUACACAGGGGUCAUGUACAGGACAUGGACAGUAACCUCAACAAAAGACACAAUGUGUCCUCUGAAACAGAGAGCAAGCACAAAAACAUGCAUAUUAUUCAUGAAAUGGACAUCAUCAAAAAACAUCAUCUGUCAUCUGAAGUUGGCCGUGAGCAUGGAAGCAUGCACGGUGCUAACAAAGCAGAAAGCAGCUCCUCAGGGUUGGGGUCCGGGCGAAACGAAAGACACUCUGUUAACCUCAGCACACGUCCUGAAACACCAGAACCCAGCAUCCCAACCACGGUGACAGUGAAAAGCAAAGAAACAAAAGAGGCUCCUUAUGUUCACCAGGCCAAGGAAGAGGAUGGACAGAAUGCCCUCAGCUCCCUUUCCAGCCAUCAUGCAGAUGUUUCCCUAAACAGCCUGGUGGAGGAUUGUUGCAAAGCAGGUCAGAAGUGGGCAGAGGGCAACAACCAUUGCAAUGCUAUGGAUUUUAUCAGACAGGACAGGCAGUCUGUAUGUAGGACUGCCCAAGAGCAGUGCUGCCUGGCAGUGCUGAGGGAAAGCAGCUGCCUGGCAGGCAUGAAUGCGGCCAAAGCUGGCGUUCCCUGCGAUGCGAACGGCGAUGAAUGCGGGAAUGAUUCCUACAAGGAGUGCUGCAGCUGCUGUACCUUGGGGAUGCACUUCCGGGUUGCGGGGCAGGGUUGCGCGGCCCACGAGCACCUCAGCUACUCCUGUGGCAACAUCUUCCUGAGCUGCUGUGAGGAAGACGAGAGCCCCGGCCAGCCAGCUCUGCGGAGGAGGCAGCGGCCAGAGCCUACCGUCCUGCCAGACAGAGUCUCUGACAGAAUUUUCCCCAACGAGGCCUUCUCCAUCCUGGACAGGGAGGAGUCGGCCAACUCCGUGGAAGACCUGGAAGACGUCGACGAGUGCCAGCUCGAUGGGGAAAGGUUGUGCCACCAGAGGUGCAUCAACACCUGGGGCUCCUACGAGUGUGCCUGUUUCCCAGGCUACACGCUGCACCAGGACGGAUUCUUCUGCAUGCCAGACAACCCAACGGAGGAUAACAGAGUGGGACAGGAAGAGGGGAGAGCAAGGGAGCUUCCCGAAACAGACGUGCCCCCCACCUGGACCGCAGACCUCCUCAACCCCUGUGUAGGUAAUGGGCCCUGCUCACACCUGUGCUCCAUGGAGGGAGGGCAGGCUCACUGCUCCUGCUUCCCCGGCUUCUCACUGAUGACCGACGGGUACUUGUGUGAAGAUGUGGAUGAGUGCAGCACAGACGCGGCCAUUUGCCCGCGCGGAGAUGUUUGCGUCAACACUGCGGGAUCCUACCAGUGCCUGCCUGAAUCGUGCCAGGAGGGGUUCAUACUCAACGGGAAUAGAGAGUGCGUGGAUGUGAACGAGUGCGUCACUAACGCUCACAGCUGCCAGGCCAACGAGAAAUGCGUCAACAGCAUGGGGUCCUUUAUGUGCCAGAGGCAGAUGAUAUGCCCAGCAGGGUACCAGGCAAGAGAUGGGGUUUGCGAAGAUGUUGAUGAGUGCGCCUUGGGGACGCACAACUGUGCAGUGGGCUUUGAGUGCCAGAAUAUGCAAGGCUCCUUCUCCUGCCAAACCAGGCAGAGAUGCUUCACUGGGUUCAGCCAGGACACACAUGGCAACUGUGUUGAUGUCGAUGAGUGCAGCAGCCUGGAGGAGCCCUGCAGCUCUGGCUUCAACUGCAUCAACACUGUGGGCUCGUACACCUGCCAGCGCAAGAUCAUCCUGUGCAGCCAGGGCUAUCACACCAGCGCCGAUGGAGCCCGGUGCAUUGAUGUCGACGAGUGUCAGACUGGUGCCCACCGCUGCGGAGAGGGCCAGAUCUGCCAGAACCUGCCGGGGACUUACCGCUGCAACUGCCAGACGGGCUACCAGCCUGACCUGAUCCGUGGGACCUGCGUGGAUGUGAACGAAUGCUGGCGGUACCCGGGCCGGCUGUGUGCCCAGACAUGCGAGAACACCCCCGGCUCCUAUCGGUGCACUUGCACAGCCGGCUUCUCACUGUCUGUGGAUGGCAAGAACUGUGAAGAUAUGAACGAAUGCAACAGCAACCCCUGCAGUCAGGAAUGCGCCAACAUCUACGGUUCAUAUCAGUGUUACUGCAGGCAAGGCUUCUACCUCAAGGAAGAUGGACACACUUGUGAAGACAUCGAUGAGUGCUCCCAGAGCGUGGGCCACCUCUGCGCCUUCAAAUGCGUCAACAUCCCCGGCAGCUAUCAAUGCGCCUGCCCGCCGACUGGAUACUCCAUGUCCCCCAACGGGCGUACUUGCCGAGACAUCGACGAGUGCACCAUCGGCGCCCACAACUGCAGCGCCACGGAGACCUGCUACAACGUCCAGGGCGGCUUCCGCUGCCUGUCUUUCAGCUGCCCGGCCAACUACCGCAGGGUGUCAGACAUACGCUGCGAGCGCAUCAGCUGCCCGAAUUUCCUGGAGUGUCAGAACAUGCCUCUGAGGAUCACGUACUACCAACUGAACUUCCAAACCAACAUCAUCAUCCCGGCUCUGAUCUUCCGCAUCGGGCCGUCGCCUGCCUACUCUGGGGACAGCAUCAUCAUCCGCAUCACCCGCGGCAACGAGGAGAACUACUUCAGCACCCGCAAGCUCAAUGCCUACACUGGCGCCGUGUACCUGCAGCGGCAGGUGCGCGAGGCCCGCGAUUUCCUCAUCGACGUCGAGAUGAAGCUCCUCCGUCAGGGCAGUUUCACCACCUUCCUGGCCAGGAUCUACGUUUUCAUCACCGCCCACUCACUCUAACGGCCACGGCUGUUGGCGCGUACAAUAUGGUGCUCCAGAUCUCUUCAAGCAUCGUUUAUAUGACAGCUGUUAAUGAAGAGGCCUCCGUUAGAUGUAUGCCCUUGCAUACUCCUGUCUGAAUGUCCGCUAAAUGAAAUAUUACCAAAGACUUUACCGUUAAUUUUAUGUAGUGAUAGAUCUGUGGUUUGGUGUUUUGGUCGCACUGAUUACACGCAGAGAAAUCCAAGGAGGAGUGUUACUUGCAGAAACACCUGUUGGUCUGCACCUCACACCAGACGCUAUGUAGCCACGUAUUUUCCCUCUUGACUGGCUUGAUUCUCGUCCUGUAUUACUCAGCAGAUUUUAUUUUAUUUUAUUCCUUGCUCAGUGUUUUCUGUCCUCUACCUGAGAACACAAUAAGCAAUCAAAUGGAUGAUGGAUGUAUGAUAAUUUUUAAGCCUGUGUUUUAACCCUUUAACUUAACUCUUUAACAAGGGUUGAAGAGAGCUCCUUUGGAAAGGUUAUUCUUGACAUUCGCAUGGUGAGACCAUGUGACACAGAUGCCAGCACUGAAAAUUGCCUUUUAUAAGUAGUUGAGGUUUUAGUGUUUUUUUUUUCUGGCCGCAGUUUCCGUCAGUGUGUUACUGUCUUAAAAUCGUCUCAGGGUAAACAAAAUAGAAACAACCCAGUCUGCAUUAGUUCUCUCCAUUAAACACCUCCUGUAUAACAAA
Molecule: messenger RNA, 6745 nt
Organism: Brienomyrus brachyistius
Lineage: Eukaryota; Metazoa; Chordata; Actinopteri; Osteoglossiformes; Mormyridae
Gene: fbln2
Product: fibulin 2
Exons: 18
Coding region: 270-6035 (1921 amino acids)
Cellular component (GO): extracellular region
Molecular function (GO): calcium ion binding
Source: RefSeq, a predicted model, not a curated record